CUCCGACCCGGAAGCAGAGCCGGCGCACGCCUCCUCUGCCCGCAGCGGAGACCAGGGUGCUUUUGGUGGCUUCUCGGCGCUCUCCGUUUUGUGACAUUGUCCAGUGGAAGGCUGUUUUAUUUGUACAUCUGCUCAAGUUUUGACAUACAAGAUGAAGCAAGAUGCCACAAGAAGUGCUACUUACACUGUGGAUUGUGAAGAUUAUGUGCAUGUGGUGGAAUUUAACCCCUUUGAGAGUGGGGAUUCAGGAAACCUAAUUGCAUAUGGAGGCAAUAACUUUGUGGUCAUUGGCACGUGUACAUUUCAGGAAGAAGAAGCAAACGUUGAAGGAAUUCAGUAUAAAACACUGCGGGCAUUUUAUCACGGAGUCAGGAUCGAUGGCAUAGCUUGGAGCCCAGAGACUAGACUUGAUUCAUUACCUCCAGUGAUCAAAUUGUGUACUUCAGCUGCUGAUAUGAAAAUCAGAGUAUUUGUUUCAGAUCUUCAAGAUAAAAAUGAAUAUAUGGUUUUAGAGGGCCAUUCAGAUUUCAUUAAUGAUUUGGUAUUUGAUCCCAAAGAAGGCCAAGAAAUCGCAAGUGUAAGUGAUGAUCAUACCUGCAGGGUUUGGAACAUGGAAGGAAUGCAAACAGCUCAUUUUGUUCUUCAUUCUCCUGGAAUGAGUGUAUGCUGGCAUCCUGAAGAUACUUUUAAGUUGAUGGUCGCAGAGAAAAAUGGAACAAUCCGGUUUUACGAUCUUACGGCCCAGCAGGCCAUUCUGUCUCUGGAAUCAGAACAGGUGCCAUUGAUGUCAGCACACUGGUGCUGGAAAAACACCUUCAAAGUUGGAGCUGUUGCAGGAAAUGACUGGUUAAUCUGGGAUAUCACUCGGUCCAGCUAUCCUCAGGAAAAGAGACCUAUUCACAUAGAUCGAGCCUACUUAUUCAGGUGGUCUAAAAUUAGUGAAAACUUGUUUGCAACUACUGGUUAUCCUGGUAAAAUGGCAAGCCAGUUUCAAAUUCAUCAUUUAGGACACCCUCAGCCCAUCCUCACUGGUUCUGUGGCUGUUGGAUCCGGCCUUUCCUGGCAUAGAACUCUCCCACUCUGUGCAAUUGGAGGAGAUCACAAGCUGUUGUUUUGGGUGACUGAAAUGUGAAGUAAAUUUUCUCUGUUCUUUAGAUUCACAAACCUUGUAUUUUUAGUACACAUUUUUGAGAAUUUCUUAUUUUUAUAUUAAAUGUUACUGUAAACUCUAAAAAAUGUCUCAGUUGUUGCUUUUGUUAAAUAAAGUG
This is a messenger RNA of Lepus europaeus (European hare), 1268 nucleotides long. RefSeq names its product nucleoporin 37 (gene NUP37). The transcript is spliced from 10 exons. The record is from RefSeq and is a predicted model, not a curated record. Gene Ontology annotation, molecular function: protein binding. Gene Ontology annotation, cellular component: nuclear pore outer ring. NCBI's taxonomy places the organism in Eukaryota, Metazoa, Chordata, Mammalia, Lagomorpha, Leporidae. The coding region runs from base 152 to 1132 and encodes 326 amino acids.